Messenger RNA from Prinia subflava (tawny-flanked prinia), 6491 nucleotides. RefSeq names its product solute carrier family 44 member 3 (gene SLC44A3). Lineage: Eukaryota; Metazoa; Chordata; Aves; Passeriformes; Cisticolidae. Gene Ontology annotation, biological process: transmembrane transport. Gene Ontology annotation, molecular function: transmembrane transporter activity. The record is from RefSeq and is a predicted model, not a curated record. The transcript is spliced from 13 exons. Bases 16 to 2004 code for a protein of 662 amino acids.
CCCAGAAACAAGCUAAUGAAGGGUGAAAUAGAAACCUCCCACCCUGGCCUGCAGAAACCUGCGGCUGUGGAGGAGCUGCCGGACCCCCGAGCGCCUCUCCCGGUAGCGGGAGCGGAGCGCCCGGGGCAGCGAUGCCGCUCCCUGCGCGCCUCCCGCGGGCGCGGCGGCCCCGCGGCUCCGGCCGGAGCCCGCCAGAGCCCGGCCAAGCGGCGGGCGGAGCCGCCGGAGGUGCCACCGCCCGGCCAGGGCGCCCCGCCCGGCCCGGCCCGGCCCGGCCCCGCGGCGCUGCAGCCGAGCCCCGGGCAGCCGAGCCCCGCCGAGCCGGCUGCGCCCCGGGCCCGCCCGCUCCCCCGCGGAGCACGGCCCGGCCCGGCCAUGGAGCGGCGGCAGGACUCUGGAGAUAGUAUUUCUGAACGACAGGAAUGGAGACCAGUCACUUACAGAAAGUGCACAGACACUCUCUGGCUGCUCCUCUUCUGUCUUUUCUGGGCUGGUUUGAUGUUUAUAAGUGGCUAUGCUGUGGUGGCUGGUGCUGCAGAAAGGCUUGUGCUUGGAUAUGACAGCUUUGGGAACAUAUGUGGUCGAAAGAACACUCCUGUAGAAGGGGCAAAUCUUUCUGGAUUGGACAUGACUAAUAAAAAGUAUGUGUUCUUUCUGAAUUCAUGCAGCCUGGAAAUACAAAGCCUCAAAAUCAGUUCACUUUCCUUGUGCGUGUCAAGUUGUCCACAACAGCAACUCAACUCUUUGGAAGAUCUCCAGAGUUUUGCAAGGAAUAAUGGUUCUUUUCUUUGUGUUUACAACCUGAAUGUUUCCAGUUACACACUAAAUCCAAAGGCAGCUCAACUGUGUCCCACACUGCCAGUUCCACCAAGUAAGUCCUUUCCAUUGUUUAAUCGAUGUGUUCCACAAAAUCCUGAAUGCUAUUCCAAAUAUUCAUCUGUCCUAAUAAGUAUGGUUAAUGAAAUGGAUGUUUUUCACCGAAUUCUGAGUGGAAUAUUGGCAGGAAGAGAUACUGUGAUAGGACUGAGUGUCCUUGCACUAGCCUUCUCUUUGGUACUGGUUUUAGCCUUCAGAUUCAUUCAGACCGUCCUCGUCCAUACUCUGAUUGCACUGGUUGUAUUUGGGUUGUUGUUUGUCUCAGGUGUUCUCUGGUGGCUCCACUACGACUACAGGAAUGAUCCCAGCACUGAACUGGAAACAGAAAAGGAAAAUGUGAAGUUCCUUCUUGGAUAUGCCAUCUUCUCAACAAUAGUUACUGUUAUUCUGCUCUCCCUUAUAUUUGUACUAAGAAAGAGGCUUCAGUUUGCUGUACAACUCUUUCGAAUUGUUGGUAAAAUCAUUGGCAGAAUUCCUUUCCUCCUCUUCCAACCACUCUGGACCUUUCUGAUUCUCAUUGUGUUCUGGGUAUUUUGGGUUGCUGUACUACUUAGCUUAGGAACUGCAGGUACUGCACAGUCCACUUCAGGAGGACAAGUGGAAUACAGAGCUCUGUCUGGAAUUUGCUACAUGGCAUGGUAUCAUUUCAUUGGCCUUAUCUGGACUAGUGAAUUCAUUCUUGCCUGUCAGCAGAUGGUGAUUGCUGGGGCAGUGGUUACUUGUUAUUUCAACAGGAACUGCUGUAAAAGGCUCAUUUCUAAUCACAAUACUGAGAAUACCAAGGAUUGUUCUCCUGUACCUUUACAAUAUUCUAAACCAAAAGAAGAAUGCAAAGCACCUGUUCAACUGCUGUUGCUGCUGGGUUUGCUUCCAGAAAAGUUGCCUAAGAUGCUUCAACCAGAUGAGAAACAGGUGCUGGAGGAAGUAACCCUGGUGCCAGAACGCAAGCUUCUUUCUUCCCAGGCAGAAUCACCCAAGUGCUCCACUAUGUUAUCUGAGAGUACCUUUCAGGCUGCAGUACCGUCCCGCAUGUGGGAUGUAAUCCUGACUUCAGUAGUUGCACGUAUCCCUGAAGUGACUCAUUCUCUGCAGGCUCAGUUAAGUUUUGUUGAGUUCUCCUGGAAGUGAACUGGAACAUGCCAAAGAAUUACCCUGUCAUCUUCCCGUCAUGACAGAGAGCUGUGCUCGAUGCUGGCAGUUGUCAUGUUUGCAGGGGUGGUUGUUGGAGAAGAGAUAGUGUUAGCCCAGUGUCCUGUGCAGAUUGCAAAAUGCACAAUUACAUUCAGCCUUCCUAAAUUUCUCCUGGAUUUGCAACUGGAUCCUGUGCUAAACUGUGGUGUAGUGUUGCUAUGUGCUGUUAAACAGUUCACUGCUUAAGCUGUUCCACUUCAGUCAUGGGCAAAGUGAUUCAUGUGUGUGUAUAAUCCAUUAGCAACAAUUGUAAAGCACUCUGGGUUCUGUGGCUGAAAAGUGCUUUGUGAAUAUAAAGUCACUAUCCUUACUUGACAGUUCUGUUUGCCAACACUUGUCAGAAUUACCACAGAUUUUUCAUCUGGCUCUGAUGGUUUCAGUAUGUUCCAGAUAAAUAUAUCCAAUCAUCUCAAGUAAAAUCUAGGAGACUGAAUUUUUUCUUCUGUUAAAAGAAUAUACUGGUUUUUAAUGUGGUUUGGGAUUUACAAGUCUGUGUUUCUCUUGCUUUUUAAAGCUGUAAUGGUAGUCUUAAUUUCAGAUCAAAGUGCUCCCAUGUUCUCCCUUUACAGCCUUGUUGCAGUGACUUUUUUGAAAACAAUACAACUGGAUAGUUUUGCUUUCAUGUGUCUGCUUUGGGUUUAUCUGCAGCCAAUUGGCAAAGUGACUCCUCCAAAGUGCAGUGCCUGGGUUUCUAAAGGGCUUGCUGAGCAGGGUGUGGUUUCUGUGUUCAUCAGCAUGCUCGCUGAGUGUAGCCUUCUGGGCUGUCAGUGGAUUCAGCAAUGUGUGAGCCCCAUUCCCCGGGACAGAGACCCUUCCCUGAGACUGAAAGACAGCGAUUGUCUGAUGUAAUAAACCAAAAGCAGGUCUGUAUAAUGGCUGUAUAUCCAUGGCAGUUGCUUGUCUCUCAGACUUUGGAUGGAAGCCUAUCAAGAGGUUUCAGUUAAAUGCCUUGUGGAGAAUUCACCUAGAUAAAACCAAAAUUAAUGCAUGCUAUUGUAAAGCACAGUUCUCUGCAUGCCAAACACAUUGUGCCUCACCCCAUCAAGUACUUCUUUUUCCUCCCAAAAACAAUACUGCAUUUUAAUGUUACUGGCAAAAUUGCUUCUAGAUAUAGAGCUAAUUUUUGAAUCCUCUUGAAAAAACAAGGAUAAAGUGUUCUGCAGUGAAAUCAUAUUUUAAAUAUGGUUAUUUUUUCUCUACAGACUUUUUGUAUGUGAUAACAGGAAAUAAAAUUUCUUAGGUCUACUUGUUCUCUAGGAUGAAUCAUGUAGGGAAUAGUUAAAUAAAGCUGACUAAUUCUUACUUUGAUACCUUUCUCUUCUUCCCUAUCCCAUCAAGAAGAACCAAAAGGGAAAAAAAAGAGAGGAAGAGAGAAAAUUAAAGGCAAUUAAGCAAGCAACUAGUAAUUCUGUUCUUUUAAGCAGAGAAAUUUUUGAACAACUCUCCGGAGAUCUUCAGUUUGCUUUAUUUCAGAAAUCCCAAAUAAGAACAUUUUCUCACAGAAUACAGAAGCACUGAAAGCAACCCCAGUAAUGAUGUAAUCAUGAUGCAAUGGGCACAGAAAGCAGGACCAUUUUGAUCCAACUCUGUCAUAGAAAUGGAGCCCAGGUGUAACACUGUGACGCAGCAGGAAAGGACACCCAGCUACCCUCUGAGGAGAAACUUGUGUUGGUCCCACCCACUGGAUGACAGCCAUGGAAGGAGUGGGUGACACAGAGAGUAGGGAGCAAGGAGACUUGAAAAUUUUCUCCAGUAAGUCCAGACUGAAAAUAUAAGGUGGAAUGGAAAGAAAUAAAAGCAGUGGUUUUUGGACUGCUUGGGAAAAUUCAGGUUAUUGAAGGUUUCUUACAGAUAGUAAUUAGCCUAGGAACAGAAAACAACCAUUUUUGUAUUAACUGUGUGCUUAUUGAUUAGAAGUGCAGGAGGAGAAUAUUUUCCAUGUGUUUAUCAGCCAUUGGACAAUAGCCUUUUUUUGACAAGGAUGCAGGAAGCACAGAGUCAUUCCUGGAAGCAUCGAGAUGAAACACUUGCACUGGAAAGAGGGGGAUAAAUGCCAUUGUACAAAUUGCUGUUAUGUCCUCAGGCUUAUCUCGCUGUGGGGACUGGAAUAUCCUGUGACAAAUGAAGGGUAAGAGCAAGCCUGUUAGCCAUCUAUGAGACAGCAGGGAGGGGUAAAAGCCAGACAAGAUCAGCAGAAAAAUGAGUAGAUGUAAAUAGUUCAUGAAUAAAUGUUGUCUAGAAGUUGGAAGAAGGUUCCUAAGGACCAGUGGGACAACUGUCUGGAACAGCUCCAAACAUAAGCUCUGAGAGAGGGGAAGUCCUAAGUGAUUUAAAGAGGGGGUUUUCCACUUAAGAGAAGAUUUGUAUAAUAAGCUACUCUGAAAUAGGCACUGGGGUGGCUGAAAGUCCCUUCCAGUCUUGUAUGUCCUCAUCUCUUCAGUGGGGCCUUCCAAGGCCCAUCUUGCUCUCAUUUCCCACCAUCUGAGAGUCACGAUACAACUCUCUCACCAGACCAUUAACUGCUGCACAGCAGCCACACUCAUUGCCUCUUGAUUUUGCUUUCUGAGGGGCUUCCACUGGCAUCAGUGACCCUUGCAGGCUAAGAAGCUUCAAGGUCCAGCCUGAGCUGCACCACACUGCACUGGGGGCAGCUGACCAGGGCAGCCCCCAAGAGAGUUGGCAGCAAUAAGAUCAGAUUGGGCUAAAACUACCAGCAGAGCAGAAAAAGCUGAACUGGGAUGAGAAACCAGCAUGGUCUCCUUCUUCCUUUUUAAGAAGAUUCUGUUGCUAUGGCAAUUUUCUCUUCUCCAAGCUCAUUUUAUGAAAGCAAGCCCUAGAGUGGAGGACUGAAUUCAGCUGUUACACAAAGUAGCAAUUAUUCUCAACAAUUGGGGAACUUACAGCCUGGAUCUGAGCCACAGCGCCUUUCUCAUGAAACUACCAGGUCACUUUUUCCAAGACCUUUGACAUUCUGUGUUGUGAGGCACAGAAGGAUAUAUUCUUUAAAUAGGGUUUUUUGCAUACUGUGGUAUUUGGAAAUAUGUAAACAUUCCCAUUCCCUAUUUAUUCAUCCUGACACUGAGAAAUCAGUGUCUAGUUCCCAGGCCCCAAGCCAGAAGAGGCUUGUGUUCUUCAGAGAGGUGGCAAUACGAGAUCAACUUGCUGGGCCAAGGAUAAAUGCUGAUCCCAACCCACUGUCUCCCAUGCUUUCUGACCAACCCUGUGCUAUCAAUGCCAUCAUUACUUGCUUGUCACCAGAGCAGAGACUACCAUUGUAAAAGAUCAUUACGCAAAGAUAAAAAUAUAAGAGUGUUUAUAAGGACUGAAUCUCUUUCUAGCUCAGUAACCCACCUUCAGCAGUGACUGUGAGUAAAUGCUAAGGUAGAACAAAAGGAUAGUUCCCUACCUCUGUGCUGUUUUGGAAUCUAUUUUCAGCCAAGGGACUUUUUGAGCUGUGUGUUUUCUGUGUAUUUAAUAACCCUUGGCAGAUUCCUUUUCCCUGAAAUUCCCUGUCUCUGUUGAUCUCAUAUGAACUUCCAGUAGCUAAAGCAUAUGUCUGAAGAGUUUUGUAGCCUUAGCAGUUCAUUAAUUUCUGUCUCUCUCUUCUUCAUUCUAGAAUGUUAGAUUAUUACCUGGCUGCCUUUAUUACUUGAGUAUUAUCAUUAGGUAAUACUUACAUGAUUUGUUUAAGUUUUAACUGCUGUAAUUGCCAUUUUUUAUCACCUGGUUUCUAAUGCAACAAAUGCCUGUUCAGGUAGUGUAUUGUCUCCAGCGUCAUUUUCAGUCUUUCCAAGAUAACCUUUCUAGUUAAUAAAUAUCAGAAAUUCUUUUCAUUGCACAUUCUUUGAAUACCAAAGUGGCUACUUCAAGAGUGCAAACAAAUGGGUAUUUAUUUUGAGUUUGGGAACAAUGUUUGUACAAGAUUACGUGCUUUUUCAACAUUCUUUUUCAUUUUUAAAACACAUUUUUUGCAAUUUAUAAUGAAUACAGGAUCUCUGUUUAAUUUAUUGGCAAAAUUUUUACUGACCUCACCAAAACAGGAACUGUUCUGUGAAUUUAGUUCAUAAGGGACAAAAACAAACUUAGAAACCACUUUUCUACUUUGUGUCUCAGUCCCGUCUGUUUAAUGGGAGUGACGAAACAGACUGAACUCACAGCUCGCUUUAAAGAGAAAUCUGUCCGUGUCUGAAAUAGGCAGUGAGAGCUGGCAUGGAAGACAGAGGGAGUGUGAUGUGAGGCCAUCUCCCCUCUGCCUGUGUCCUGGGCCAGCACGGCUGGCACUGGCAGCUCUCCUGCCACCCAUCCUGGGAUGUUCUGGUGUCACAGCAUCCUGCCAAGAAGGCAUCAGGAUAAAUGAAAGUUAGCAUAGAAAGCAUUUUUCCUGUUUAGGAAUGAAGUUAACUUGCUUGUUUAAACAUAUUUUU